AUGUCUUCUCCAAGUGCUGGCAAGCGUCGUAUGGAUUCCGAUUUGAUGAGACUAAUUCAAAGUAACCACGAGGUUCAUCUUACGGGUAGAGUAAAUGAAUUCACUGUCAAAUUUCAUGGCCCAAAAGAUACUCCAUAUGAAGGUGGUGUAUGGAAGGUUCGUGUUGAUUUACCUGAAAAAUAUCCUUUUAAAAGUCCAUCAAUAGGUUUCAUGAAUCGUAUUUUCCAUCCAAAUAUUGAUGAAGCUUCUGGUACUGUUUGUCUUGAUGUUAUCAAUCAAGCAUGGUCAUCAUUAUAUGAUCUCACAAACAUUUUUGAGUCAUUCUUACCACAAUUAUUAGCGUAUCCAAAUCCAACUGAUCCUUUAAAUGGUGAUGCAGCAUCACUUUUUUUGCACAAACCAGAUGAAUUUAAAAAGAAAUGUAUUUCAUAUGUACAAAGAUAUGCAACUGAAGAUGCCAUUGGAAGAGUAUCAGAUGACAUUGAAAUAGCAACACCUCGCAAUCGUACAAGACCAUCACCUCAUAAUCAAGUAAUGAGAACACCAGGAGUUACUUUAUCUAAAAAUAAUGGACCAAGUACCAAAAAAGAAAAAUUAGAAAAAGAAACUAAAGAUGAUGAUGACUCCGAAUCAUCAUUAUCUGGUUGUUCUGAUACUGAAGAUGCAGAUAUGGAAAUAUAA
Strongyloides ratti is the source of this 681-nucleotide messenger RNA. RefSeq names its product Ubiquitin-conjugating enzyme E2 H. Gene Ontology annotation, biological process: protein polyubiquitination; ubiquitin-dependent protein catabolic process. Gene Ontology annotation, cellular component: nucleus. The record is from RefSeq and is a predicted model, not a curated record. Lineage: Eukaryota; Metazoa; Nematoda; Chromadorea; Rhabditida; Strongyloididae. The transcript has 3 exons. Bases 1 to 681 code for a protein of 226 amino acids. Gene Ontology annotation, molecular function: ubiquitin conjugating enzyme activity.